ACUUGUGUAAGUUCAACGAGUUUCUCUGCAGUACCACAUCUGGGUUUUGAAGAACAGAGUAUAAGGUCAUCACUUUGCACAGCAUCCACCAUCAUUCAAAAGGUAAAAAUGGAUUUCUCUAGAGAAUUGAGAGAGCUACGGGGUAACCAGAGUAGGGAAGAAGAAGAGGUGGUGAUUGCCGUGGAACCCAUCGCGAUGAUAGUACCACCGGAGUUGCAGGAUUUGCCGGAGACCCUAACGUCAGAGAGCAGCGCCAGUUCAAACGCCGGAGAUAAUGGCGACGGCCACCGCGAUUCACCGUCCAGCAGCUCGUCCUCUGGGAAUCAUGAGCCAGAACCGGAGAACGUGGGUGGUAUCGAACAGGGUCUGCCCGUGGCUGGGGAAUGGGAGGAUAGGGUACUCCCGGGCAGACUGAGCAACAUACGCAAAGCUCCCAAGGAUCUGCCAGCCGGGUUUAAAUUCAGGGCGGCGCUUCAUCACGAAGUAGCGGACUGCGCGCCCUCAAUAAGUGGGUACAGAAGGCUGGAGGAGAUGAUACAGGAGUACCACAUCCCGAGGACUAUAUUGGUGCGAACUGGCGGGCAGAACGAGAGGGCUUGCUCGGUGUCGUGGACGGGCUGGAUACCCGUAUAUGCAGAUCAUUUUGACGCCGGUCUGCGAUUUCCACUGCCCGGGCUGGUGUUCGACCUGCUGGCCGACUACGAGCUGGCUCUGACGCAGCUGACGCCCAACAGCAUAAGGUUCAUCGUGGGCUUUAUGCUGUUGUGUGCAAGACUAGAGGUACCGGCCAAGACGAUAGUGUUCAAGUCGCUGUUCCAGUGCCGGCUGUGUCCAAACUCAGGAGGGGCGAGAUGGUACUACCUCUUUGGGAGGGAUAAGAGCCAGCUCUUCAAGAACGUGAGGAAUAAAGUGGCGCGGUGGAAAAGGCAGUUCAUUUUUGUUCGCAACACGCGAACAGAGAGGGUAAGCAACAACCUCGCUGCCCGUCUGUCGGACUGGCGUACACCAAACGCGCAUGUAAAUUAUCCCCAGCUGCUGCCACGGGACACAGACCUCAAAAACCGGCUGCUAGAGCACGCAAGGUGCGAAAAUUUAGUAGAUCUAGAAGCGCUGGUUACCCCGGAGCUGCUCGCCGUGUUUGGGUUUGUCGACGCGGCAAACCUAUUCACAGAAGGAGAAAUGAGUAGCAUCUUGGAACGCCAGCGUCACUCGGCAUCUAGGCCGCGGGCUGAGCCUAGAGUUGAGGCAGCGGCCCCGGGUGCACGCAAGCGACCACGCGAAGAGACAGAGAGCGAGGAGGAUGAGCUCCCCCUCGCUAGGCGCAGAACAAGCGGGGGGACUCAGCCCGCACAGGCGGCUCGUCCCCCAACCGGCUUCAGCUAUGUGCGGGCGGAGUGUCAGCCCGCCAUGGUGCAGGCCAUGCACAGCUUUGUGCCCCCCGCGGAUAAUAAGCGGGCCAAAGCGUUUGUGCAGCAACAUGGCGGCCAGGUCGCCAUGAUCAAACUUAUGGACGCAUUCAGCUAUGCUGUGGCGCUAUACGAGAGCGACGGCAUCCAAGCAGCCAAGGAUGAGGUCGCUCGCAUUGAGGAGCGAGCAAAAAGGGCUGAGGUGGAAAGGGACCAGGCUCAGAACGAGCUGAACUCCCUUAGGCGCCAGGUCGCCGAGGCCGAGCAGAACCUCACUGCUGCUGAGAAGGCGCUGAACGAGCUGAAGACUCAGCACGCACGCUCAGUAGGCAUUGCCCGAGCUCAAGGGGCAGAGUGGCUGGUCGGCUCUUCUAAGUUCCAGGACGCAGUGGCGAUGGCGUCUGCUAACCUGACCACAGAAAUCUACAAUGAGAUUCGUGGAAAGGUGCUGCACCACCGCCCUGAUUUUCCAAUCCGAGAGCUGGCCUUCUUCGACGAGGAGGAGCUUGACGAGCAGGGUAGGAGCCUUGCUCCCCUCGCUGAGGUUACAGUGCGGCUGAGGUGGGACCUCAACGAAGAGGGAGUACCCGUCUGGCCUCCUUCAGAGCCGUCAAGUACUCCUCCCAACUCUCAGCCCGCAAUGGCGCUGCCCGUCGUGACACCAGCUGCCGAGCCAGCUGCUCGCUCUCCUCCGGCUCGCUCACCUCCAGCUCGCUCACCUCCGCCAGCGGCUGAUGCGUCCAUGCCUGUCGACCUGACGGACGAUUAGGCUUACGAGCUUUUGUUUCGUUCUUUUGUAUUUUGGCGUUUUUGUAUUUGAUCAAUAGAUUCAGAUCGUAUGU
Rubroshorea leprosula is the source of this 2248-nucleotide messenger RNA. The record is from the annotation of a GenBank genome assembly. NCBI's taxonomy places the organism in Eukaryota, Viridiplantae, Streptophyta, Magnoliopsida, Malvales, Dipterocarpaceae.